Bursaphelenchus okinawaensis is the source of this 2264-nucleotide messenger RNA. Lineage: Eukaryota; Metazoa; Nematoda; Chromadorea; Rhabditida; Aphelenchoididae. The record is from the annotation of a GenBank genome assembly.
AUGUGCAUGAGCAUGUGCAUGAGCAUGAGCAUGAGCAUGAGCAUGAGCAUGAGCAUGAGCAUGAGCAUGAGCAUGAGCAUGAGCAUGAGCAUGAGCAUGAGCAUGAGCAUGAGCGUGAGUAUGAGCAUGAGCAUGAGAAUGAGCAUGAGCAUGAGCAUGAGCAUGAGCAUGAGCAUGAGCAUGAGCAUGAGCAUGAGCGUGAGUAUGAGCAUGAGCAUGAGAAUGAGCAUGAGCAUGAGCAUGAGCAUGAGCAUGAGCAUGAGCAUGAGCAUGAGCAUGAGCAUGAGCAUGAGCAUGAGCAUGAGCAUGAGCAUGAGCGUGAGUAUGAGCAUGAGCAUGAGCAUAAGAGAUUUAACCUGACUCUUACCCCCAGCCUAGUGUAUCGUAUUAGUCUUAGAUAGUAUGUACUAAAUAAGCCUUACAUAUUACGAGGAAAGCCUGGGAUAGUACUAUACAGAUUCUACAUAGUACUUAUAUUUAUAUAAGCCUUAGCCUAUGAGUAAACCUACGCGUAAGCCAAAGAGAGCUAUAGCCAAAAGCUAACCCCAAGCCUAUGAGUAAGAAGAAGCGCAAGCCGAAGCCUUAAUUGUAUCCUAAGAUUGGUCGUAAUUAAUCAUACUGUUUCUUCAUUGCCUUCUUAAGCUACGGUUACAUAAUUUACAGUUAUCUAAAUAUUCUUACUAAAUUUCAAAAGCUACAAACCUUGCCUCUUCAAGUAUGUCCAUCUACAAAUAUACAAAAGUCAAAUUCAGGUUUUCAAAAAGCUUACUGAAGUAAAAAUACAAUUUAGUACACAUACGACGCAUACUUCUUAUAAAAAUUGCAAAGUUUUGUAAAUUGUUGCUACAAAUUUAAAAUUACACACAAUUCCACGUAUUUCAGCUACAAGGAAAUGUAUCUUAUUUACGUACUUGAGCGGAUAUUAUUGAAAACGAAUUUUACAUAGAGUUUUGUAAAUGGUACCUUGACUCCAAUUGGAAACGUACAGUUUAGCUUACAAGGAAAGUACCCGACCUGCCCUGCUCAGAAUCGGCUCAUAAUUUUUAUAUGAAUUCCUUGUACUACCACUAGUACCCAUAAAAAAUUUUAUCUUGCGCAUUUGAGUUUUAAAUUUAAAUUAUUUUGUUUUCCCGCCAAUUUGGCAAAUUUGGCAUUGUGUUUCAAGCACGUUUUUCGACUUUCUAUGCAAGAUACGCUUACAAAUUUAAAAAUUUAGAUUCAUUUAAAGGUAUUCUACUAGUAUAUCAAAGAAAAAUGAUUAAAAGUCAAAAAAUGGCAACGUUAUAAGCUUGAAACACAAUGCCAAUUUGGCGGGAAAUUCAAAACGUAAUCUUUUGAUCUCGAUUUUCUCGAGAUUUCCUGGAAAGCGCGAUUUAGUACUUUGCUGAAGAUGUUAUAUUUACAUGAUCUUUCUUUAUAAAAAGUUUGAAGUCAAUCAGAGCGGAGCAGGUCGGGAACUUUCCUUGUUAACAUGUUGUUGUAAAUCGUAUCUGUCUUUGCUGAAACUUAAGUUUCUUUAAUUUUGAGCCUUUUCUAGUUUUAAAGCUUAAAAUUUAAUUUUUUCAAGCUUCAACCCUACUAUACUGUUUGAAAGCGCUAGUCCUAUAUACUAUAGCCCUAAACUAUAAAUAUUUUACAAAUUAUGCUAAUUGUUACCUCCGGUUUGCAAAUACUAUAACAUCCAAAUUAUAAUUAAAAAGAUUAGAUUGUAAAUUUUCAUUGUAAAAUAUUUGGGAUUGUGGAAACAUUUACGGUAGUAACCAUACAAAGCGCCGGAAAUCCACUUUCAAUUAUAAUUAUUACUAUUGUGACAUUUCGUACCACACACAGUUUCACUGUAAUCACGUGAGGAAUGUCAUCUAUGGAAUUGAGAAUAAGUACAUUCAUGCAAAGUAGAGCAAUCAAACAAUCAGACACAAACAUUUAAAGCAAGGUUCAAACUCUAGCUCAGGCUCAAACUCAGGCUCUGACAUAGGUUCCGGUUUAAUCUAAAACUCAUGUUCAAAUCCAGGCCAUGACUCAGGCUAAUAGUUCAUGUUCAGGUUUAGGCAAAAGCUCAAACUUAAGCUCAAUUUUAAUCUUAGGCUCAAGCUCACCCCCAUCAUCAGGCUCAGGCUAAAGGUAAGACUAAGGCUAAGGCUAAUGCUGAGGCUAAAGCUAAGGCUAAGGCUAAGGCUAAGGCUAAGGCUCAAGCUAAGGCUCAAGCUAAGGCUAAGGCUAAGGCUAAGGCUAAGGCUAAGGCUAAGGCUAAAGCUAAGCCUUAG